UCAUGACUAGGGCAAAACGUGCUGUUUUACUUCCUGUUGUCGAGCUUUUGGUUGCUUCAGUUCUGUAAUUGACUGAAUGAUAUGAUGGCAAUACUGACAAACUGCCGAGCUGCUUUAGUGUAGUAUACAAUAACAAUAAUCAAAAACCAAUCGAACAUCUUCCCAAAGGGCCGUGUGCAACUGUGCACAUGCGUUUGAGAUUGGUGCCAUGAAGGUAAAGGUGAUUUCUAUUUUGGAGGACAACUACAUGUAUCUGGUCAUAGAGGAGGAGAGUAAACUGGCUCUGGCAGUGGAUCCAGCUGUCCCCCACAGGCUACUAGAAAUUGUGAAGAGGGAGGGCUUGACUCUGACAGCUGUUCUCACUACACAUCAUCACUGGGACCAUGCCAGAGGAAAUGAAGCUCUUGUGAAAGAGAUUCCAGAUCUGAAGGUAUAUGGAGGAGAUGACCGUAUCGGUGGUCUCACAGAUAAAGUGUCCAACACUCAGGAACUCAAGUUCAGCUCUAUUAAUGUCAGGUGCCUCUUCACUCCCUGCCAUACCUCUGGUCAUAUGUGUUACUUUGUCUGGGAGGAUGAGUGCACUGAUGCCCCAGCAGUGUUUACAGGAGAUACGCUGUUUAUUGGAGGGUGUGGACGUUUCUGUGAAGGAACAGCUGAGCAAAUGUAUCAUAACUUAACACAAGUGCUGGGUUCUCUUCCACAGAAUACGAAAGUCUUUUGUGGGCAUGAAUACACCAUAAAGAAUUUGAAGUUUGCCAUGUUAGUGGAGCCCGAAAAUGAGAAAGUCAAAGAAAUGUUGAGCUGGGCCAGGGCAAGAGAUGAUGAUGACAAACCCACUGUGCCUUCAACUCUAAUGGAUGAAUUUGAUUAUAACCCUUUUCUCCGUCUUUCAGAGGAGGGAGUGCAAAAGUUCACAGGAAAGACAGAUCCCAUAGAGGUUUUGAGGGUUCUGCGCAAGGAGAAAGACAAUUUUAAAAAGCCAAAGGAAAGAUUGCCUCCUCAUGCAAUGUUGGCUUUGGAGUGGGGACUUCUCAGACCUUGACAAAUACUUUAAUGACUUUAAAUAGCAAUAUAAUUUAUGAUCUGAUUCAGCAAGACACAAACCUGUGGACAAGUGCUGUGCUGUCAUUUUUCUAACCACUCGAAGGGUUGUGUGCAACUAUUGUCAUCUUGUAAAUUACAUUUAUAAGAUGCUUAUAUGAAUUAUUGAGAUUGGUCCCCCACGUCUGUCUAAAAUGAUCAAGAUGAUUCUUAUAAGAUACACAUAUUUUGAUUUGUUAUUUGAUGUAAACCAUGUUUUCAGUACGUAUUCAUUUUACCCAAUGUAUUUGUUGUCUAUUGAAGUUAACAGAUUUCUUUUAUGUAUUAAAAUUACACCACUUGUGUAAAUUAUA
This is a messenger RNA of Boleophthalmus pectinirostris (great blue-spotted mudskipper), 1394 nucleotides long. RefSeq names its product hydroxyacylglutathione hydrolase (gene hagh). The transcript has 8 exons. Gene Ontology annotation, molecular function: hydroxyacylglutathione hydrolase activity. The record is from RefSeq and is a predicted model, not a curated record. The coding region runs from base 209 to 1042 and encodes 277 amino acids. NCBI's taxonomy places the organism in Eukaryota, Metazoa, Chordata, Actinopteri, Gobiiformes, Gobiidae.